AUGUUUAAAGAUAAUAAUAGAACAAUUAAAUGGACUGAACUAUAAAAACAUUCAACAAACACAGAUUGCUGGAUAUUAAUAGAUGGUAUAGUAUAUAAUGUUACUACAUAUUUAGCUGAACAUCCUGGUGGAGAUGACAUAUUACUUAAAUAUGGAGGAAAGGACGCAACAUAAAGAUUCAAAUCAAUAGGUCAUACUGAUUAUGCAAUAUCUAUAAGAGAUUAACGUAAAGUUGGAAUGAUAGAAUAAGGGGAAUAGCCGACUGAAUAUUAAGAAUGGAUAAAAAAAUAAGAAGUACUUUAAAAUGAUAUAACAUGGGAUGAAUUAGAAAAACAUAAUAAAUAAGAUAGUCUUUGGAUGGUUAUAGAUGAAUAUGUUUAUGAUUUAACUAAAUAUUAGAAUUAACAUCCUGGAGGAUCAAAAAUUUUAAUAACAAACAGUGGAAAAGAUGCAAGCUAAUAAUUUUAAGAAGCAAAACAUCCGGAAAGUGUUAAAGAAUUAAGAAAAGAAUUCAUUGUAGGAAAGAUAAAAGGAGUUAAUCCUAAACAUAUAAAAAAUUAAGGACAUAUUCAUUAUUUUUAUAUUAUAGGUAUAAUAGUAAUUAUAGGAGGAUAUUAUCUUUAUAAUUGA
Messenger RNA from Ichthyophthirius multifiliis, 630 nucleotides. Its product is annotated as succinate, putative. The record is from RefSeq and is a predicted model, not a curated record. Gene Ontology annotation, cellular component: membrane; intracellular membrane-bounded organelle. The transcript has a single exon. NCBI's taxonomy places the organism in Eukaryota, Ciliophora, Oligohymenophorea, Hymenostomatida. Gene Ontology annotation, molecular function: heme binding.